Hyla sarda is the source of this 3587-nucleotide messenger RNA. It is a transcript of the gene CRTC2, whose product is annotated as CREB regulated transcription coactivator 2. Gene Ontology annotation, cellular component: nucleus; cytoplasm. Gene Ontology annotation, biological process: positive regulation of transcription by RNA polymerase II; protein homotetramerization. The transcript has 14 exons. NCBI's taxonomy places the organism in Eukaryota, Metazoa, Chordata, Amphibia, Anura, Hylidae. The record is from RefSeq and is a predicted model, not a curated record. Gene Ontology annotation, molecular function: cAMP response element binding protein binding. The coding region runs from base 124 to 2574 and encodes 816 amino acids.
GGGUUUUAAUGGUGCCGUCGUGAACCUCCUUUCCCAGUAGGCAUUGCGUCCCGCGCCGCCCACGCCUCGCAGUGGUGAGUGGGACUUGUAGUCCGCUUCCGCUCUUUCUGCCGCCUGCAGCUCAUGGUUAGGGCGGAGCAGGACUACGUUUCCCGGCGUGCCCUGCUCCUUGGGUCCUCUCCCCCUCGAAUCCCAUCGGCGGCUACGGAAGGGCUGGAAAAAAUGGCGGCUCCGGGGGCCAGCGGGCCGGGCUCGGCCUCCAACCCGCGCAAGUUCAGCGAGAAGAUCGCCCUGCAGCGCCAGAGACAGGCGGAAGAGACGGCAGCCUUCGAGGAGGUCAUGAUGGAUAUCGGCUCCACCCGGCUGCAGGUGCAGAAGCUGAGGAUGGCUCACAUGCGGGGCUCCUACUAUGGCGGCUCACUGCCCAAUGUCAAUCAGAUCAGCAGCGGAUCCACAGAGUUCCAGGGUCCCCCCCAGUCACCUUUGGACUCACGGAGCACCAGACAUCAUGGCUUAGUGGAAAGGGUUCAGCAUCGGGACCCCCGCAGAAUGAUGUCCCCUCUGCGCCGCUACAUGCGACAGAUGGACAGCUCUCCGUAUGGCGCCUCCUACCUCUCCCCGCACCAGGAGUCAUCUUGGAGAAGGAACUUACCCUGGGGUAACUACCCCUCGGACACAGGACAGCUGUUUAGGCUGCCAAGCGCAUUGAACAGAACCAACUCGGAUUCUGCCCUGCACACCAGCGUGAUGAACCCUGCCUCCCAGGAGCCGUACCCAGGACCAUCACAGGGGGUCCCCACCCCCAACCGGAGGAGUGCCUUCCCGUUCAGCGUUCCAGCAAUAGAGGAAUCUCAGACGGAUGGCACGCACCUACUGACCCCAUGUGACGCCAAAAAAAUGCCCUCUGCCUCUGGUCGGCCCAAGUCCUGCGAGGUCCCCGGGAUUAACAUUUACCCAUCAGUAGACCAGCCUGCCAGCGUCCCCCCAGUCGCCUCAGUUCUUAAUACUGGGGGGUCACUACCGGACCUGACCAACCUCCACUUCCCAUCCCCUUUGCCCACCCCCCUGGACCCAGAUGAGUCAGGAUUCAGCAGCUUGAGUGGUGGGAGCAGCACCGGGAACCUGACCAGCACCAUGACCCAUCUGGGCAUCAGUAGAAUGGGGUUACCCCCCGGAUUUGAUUCAGGUUUCCCAUCCUCGGCCGCUGUACAGAAUUCUCUCAGUCGUCAGUCGCUGCAGUCAUCGCUGAGUAACCCGAACCUCCAGACGUCGCUCAGUAGCGCCUCCCUGCAGACGUCUUAUAGUAACCCGUCCCUGCAGUCGUCCCUCAGCAGUCAGUCUCUGCCGUCUUCUCUCAGCAAUCAUUCCCUGUCCCCCUCGGCCAGCAGCCACAGCCUGCCCUCUGCCUACAGUACCCCGUCCUCCCCGUCUUCAUCCUCCUCGUCCUCCUUCCCUCCUCUGGCCUCCGCCUCACUGAACACCUCCCCUCGGCGCAGGGUCCCGCUCAGCCCGCUUACAUUGCCGAUGGCUGGUGACUCCAGGAGGCCGCACCAGAAGCAGUUCUCGCCCACCAUGUCGCCCACGCUGACGUCCAUUACCCAGGGGGUCCCUCUGGACACCAGUAAAAUGCCAGCGGAACAGAGACUGCCGCCUUACCACUAUAACCACCCCAAUUUAUUGCACCAGUCCCAGCAGCCUCUGCACCAUCCUCAUCAACCGGCACAUAAUUCCCAGCAGUCGGUGCACCAUUCCCAGCAGUCGGUCCAUGACUCCCAGCAGCCUCUGCAUCAAUCCCAGCAGACAAUGCAUAAUUCCCAACAGCUUCAUUCCCAACAGCCAAUCCAUGACUCCCAGCAGCCUCUGCACCAGUCCCAACAGUCUUUACGCCAGUCCCAGAAUGCCCAGCCGAGCAUGCAGAACCAUCAGCCGUCAUCACAACAAGCCCCCCAGACCAUGAACCAACAUGGCCCAUCUGUAAUGGGGGAGGUUUCCCAGAAGCCUUUGCCACAAUCCUCCCACAAGAACAAUCAUGGGGUUGCAUCAGGCAUGCAGCCGUACCCGUUCCAGCAGAACUCCGGAGGAUCGUUCUACCAGCCGCCUCUGGGAGACUACUCUCUGAAUAAUUCUCUGCUCAGCAGUCUCUUCGAUGACUGUGAUUUACAGCUGUCGGCUCAGCAGGCCAGCACUCUGUCACAGCAGUUUGAGCAGUGUAACAUGGUGGAGGGCGGCCGCCUGGGCCUGGGCAGCAGCUGCUUUCAUGGAGAGUUUCCCCCGAUGCAGAACUCCGGCUCCUCUCAGUCCUUGAAGAAAAUGAACAACAGCAACUGCAGCCGUCACGACCCAAUCCCCAACAUCAUCCUGACAGCUGUGGACUCCCCUCCCGGCUUCUCCAAAGAGAUCACCAGCGCAUUGUCUGCCGUCCCCGGCUUCGAGAUGGAUCAAUCUCUGGGCCUUGAGGAAGAUCUUAACAUUGAGCCCCUCACUCUGGACGGACUUAAUAUGCUCAGCGACCCCUACGCCCCCCUGACAGACUCCUUAGUGGAGGAUUCUUUCCGCUCUGACCGUCUGCAGUGAAGAGUUUACUGUUUGUCCGAGUGCGGUGGUCAGCUGUCCAACAUGGAGGACGGAGGGAAGAGAGACGAGUGAGGAACGUCAGUCAGCUCAGGACCCUUCUGUCCGCGGGGAAGCCGACUGUCCGGAGCUGUGCUCACGUGAUGGGGGACAUCAGCCCCCCCCCCCAGACCUGUGUCCGGUCCUGCAGCACCCGAUGGGUGACGGUGAACGCUCAGUGUAACAUAUUGUAAAUUCACAUUUGUCAGAACAAUCUAUUUUAUUAUGUCUGCCCCUGCAGUGGGAGGAUGUUUUUGGGUUUUUUAGAGAAGAAUAUAUUUUAUUGCCCGAGUCUGUAACUAAUAUAUUUUAUUAUCCAUUGCUAAAAUGAGAAAUGUCUAUGACCUGCGACAAAACGAAAGAACUUUAACCCGAUUCACUUUGUUAGCACUUAAAAGGAGCGGAGGAUUUUCUCUCUUCUCCUCAGUAGAUCAUCAUAGGUAGAACCACCAUCUCUACGGAGGUGACCCUGCCGCCGCUGAGGUCAUGUGACCCCAUACAGCCAUGACUAGGUCUCUCACCUCACCCAUAUGAAGGAGGUCUCUUAUACUUCAGGCAGUGGUCCCUGUGUAGGAUGAGCCCCUUUUGCAUUCUCUGUCGCAGGUAUCUCUGGAUUUUUUAAAAUCUUUUAUAAAUGUGUUCUUCUUCCUAUGACUUCGGUGGAGGGUCACACAAGUAUGGCUGUUGCCCUGUGUUUAGCGCUGACUUAUGAGUGGGGCUUAUUGGCCAUGUUGUAGUCCCGAUAGCGUUGUGCUGUCCAUGACUUACAUGUCACGCAUCCUCAUAAACUCUUAGUAACAAUGUGCCUUCAAUCCGUCAGCUCCAUCCUACGUGGGGCCAUUUCUCCCAUCAUAAGUUCAGCUGCUAUCCAGGUAACACGGCCUCACAUCCCGCACAGCGCAGCUUCUAUCCAGGUAUCGCGGCCUCACAUCCCGCACAGCGCAGCUUCUAUCCAGGUAACACGGCCUCACAUCCCG